This is a messenger RNA of Penicillium samsonianum, 2178 nucleotides long. RefSeq lists its product as uncharacterized. NCBI's taxonomy places the organism in Eukaryota, Fungi, Ascomycota, Eurotiomycetes, Eurotiales, Aspergillaceae. The record is from RefSeq and is a predicted model, not a curated record. The transcript has 15 exons. The coding region runs from base 1 to 2178 and encodes 725 amino acids.
AUGGAUAACAGCCUCAACUUAGCCACGAUGAUGGGUGACAGCAUUGCGACUCCGGAGAACGCCACCAACGCGGAGGGAGCCACCAAGUCAGAGAAGAAAGCUCAUCUGACCAUCCUACAGUAUGACAAGCUGUCAAAGACUUCUACUCCUAAAUCAACCGUCCCUCUCCCGGCCGAGUACAAAACUUCGGCUUUGCAGCAUCUACGAUGGUACCUGAUUAAAAAUGGUCACCUACCAAAGGAGUAUGUUAACAAUGCCUUUUGCAAAGACAACGGCGCUGUUGUUACCGACGACACCACGUUUGAUAUUUACACAAAGAUGAACGGUGAUUCGGGUGGCGAGAAAGAAGGCUUAGAGGAGUUCAGUCUAUACUACAAGAUAGUGAAGACUAUGUCAGGUAUGGACGAGACAACAAAGGAGUUUCUGGCCCAAAAGUUGGAUCUCAGCCUGAGAGAUCCGAUGCCAUUCUUGAACUCAAACCUCACGAAGUUGGAGUCGAAGUUUAAGUCGGACGACUGGAAGGCCGCUACGAGUUCAGCCUCAUAUACUCACGUGGCGGAUAUGGAUGAGCGACAAUGGGGUGUCGUGAUGCGAAAUAACGACUUGCUCAGUGGCAAGUUCUUUGCAGGAGGAAAUACCAAUGACAAACUAGCGGUACCCACAAGUAUUAGUCGAGCUCGACACACUGCGUUUGCCCUUAAGGAAAGGGAAAUUCCCGAGUAUAACGUCACUUUCCAGGUGUCGGCAAAACUCCCACAAGGACUCGACAAACCCGAGGUCAAGUUUCGCAUUCCCCGCUAUCAGAUCUGUGACCGCUCGAAAGUUGAGGUUUUCGAAACACAAAGUUCAGUUUCUGCCUCAAUGGCAGAGAAUGCAUUCAGCCAGACGACAGUGGAAGCAUCUGCAGGGGGCGGCUUUGUUGGUGUGAGCGUGGGGGUGAAGGCCGGUGCUACCACGAGUGACUCGAGUAGUUAUGCCCAUUCAUCAGUCAGAGAUGAAAGCCUCAUGCAUAUAUCUUACAUGUUUCCCCGAACCGACAUUUUCCUGGAAGCCGAAGACCUCGAAUUGACAGAGGAGUGUAAGACUGAGUUGGAUAAACUGAAGGAAAAUACAAGGACUAAAGAAGAUGCCGACAAUUUCUUCCGCAAGUUCGGUCAUGUCUUUGUCCCUCAUGUCCAGCUUGGUGGUCGACUUUACUCGGUUGAAAAAAGUGACAACAUUGCUGGGGCCACUAGUAAAGAGAAGGCAUCUGCGCUGAAGGCAGCCGCAAGUGCUUCCAUAUCUGGUUAUGGAUUCCAAGCCCAGGUCAGUGCCAGUCACGAAGAAACCAAAAAUUCGAAGUCGGAAUCAGCAAGCAGUAAGUCAACGCACUCGAUUACAUGGCAUGCGGAUGGUGGAGACACGCUGCUUUGCAACAACCCUCCUGCCUGGUGUCCCACGGUCCAAUCAUACUACAAUUGGAGAGUGAUGAAUCAAAUCGGGAUGAUCGACAUUGUUGAACUGAUUGGUAGAAUGAAGGACUACACGGACGCUCCCAAAUGGUUUAAAUGGGUCUACUAUGCGGACGUCCAAUUCAAGAUCUGCCUGUGGGACUCCACGGGAUCCAACCCGAAACCAUAUUUGUUAAUGGAUAAAAAUGAACAUCUCAUAGAGUCUUCGGAGGGUGCCGGUGGGAAUUACACCCGUCGCACCCACAGACAUGCACUCAGAAAGUCCACGUCGGGUAAGGAGCACAUCAAAGAUGCUACCAUUGAAAUUAGUGCACUGAAGCAUCUGUUGAUAUGGGAGGGUGAAAAAGGCCAAACAGCCCGCUUCAAGUACGGUGUUCAUUACCCAUUGCGAUUUUUCGAGCGGGACUCCAAAAACCCCGAUAACUCGAAAUUUUGGGGCGUUCGGCGCACCACCGAAGAGGAGCUCUACCAAAAAGCAAAUUUCCUCUAUGCAGGACUUAACGAAGAGUCGAAUGUCUUGGUGGUGUUCCGGAACGUGGAGGACAGCGAUGCUGCAGAGCGGGCCGAUCAAAUCUACGACCAUGCUAUAGUCCGAAUGGACUUCUAUGACUCCCACACGAGACAUGACUAUGGGUGGUUACAGAACGAUCCGCAGCUCGCCCAGAUACAGGGGCACAAGAGUACCUACAUCGAGCAGGAGCGGAAGUUCAAAUUUCGCUAUAUUUGA